AUGGGUCAAAUGCAUGAUGCGGAAUACUCAAAUUUUGAUUCAGGCUCUCGCGCGGAAGUAUUACAGAUGGUCAAUGAUUCGUAUUCUGCGUUAGCAGACCAUCAGGAUAAUUGGGUUGCAAAUCUUGCAAAUUGCAGUUCAUUAUUAUGGCACGCAUACAAUGAGGGAUUGAAAGUGCCAGCAAAUUGGUGUGGGUUCUAUGUUGUGGAUCCAAAAAACGACAAGCAACUAAUUCUUGGACCAUUUAUGGGAAAAGUCGCCUGCCAAACAAUUAAAAUCGGCAAUGGUGUCUGUGGAACAGCUGCUAGUACUAAGAUGAUUCAAAGAGUUCCUGAUGUUACAAAGUUUCCGGGCCAUAUAGCGUGUGAUGGAGAUACAAAAAGCGAGAUUGUGGUACCUAUUAUUCAAGAUAAUGUACUAAAGGGGGUACUUGAUAUGGAUUGCCUUGAAAAUAAUGGCUUUCAUCAAGAGGAUAUUCGCUAUUUAGAAAACCUCAGUGAUAUCAUUGCGCGUUCUUGCAAAUUCUGA
Molecule: messenger RNA, 528 nt
Organism: Brettanomyces bruxellensis
Lineage: Eukaryota; Fungi; Ascomycota; Pichiomycetes; Pichiales; Pichiaceae
Exons: 1
Coding region: 1-528 (175 amino acids)
Cellular component (GO): cytosol
Molecular function (GO): L-methionine (R)-S-oxide reductase activity; protein binding
Source: RefSeq, a predicted model, not a curated record